This is a messenger RNA of Wallemia mellicola CBS 633.66, 3877 nucleotides long. Its product is annotated as carbamoyl-phosphate synthase. The transcript has 4 exons. The coding region runs from base 28 to 3501 and encodes 1157 amino acids. Gene Ontology annotation, molecular function: aspartate carbamoyltransferase activity; dihydroorotase activity; metal ion binding. The record is from RefSeq and is a predicted model, not a curated record. Gene Ontology annotation, biological process: UTP biosynthetic process; 'de novo' pyrimidine nucleobase biosynthetic process; L-citrulline biosynthetic process. Lineage: Eukaryota; Fungi; Basidiomycota; Wallemiomycetes; Wallemiales; Wallemiaceae. Gene Ontology annotation, cellular component: cytosol; cytoplasm.
ACUCUUCUCUUUACGAUUACCACGAGAAUGCUGAUGAGACGUUCAAUUAGGACAUUUUCAAGCUUGAAUAGACCGAAUUGCAUACAUCCAACCAGCUUAGCAAGAAGAGCGUUCAGCAGCACAUCUAAAUCAGCUGCAGUCGCACAGUCUUCUGUCCUCGGGGGUGACGGCGGCGAAAUCAACAGCCCAUCUGAGCUUGCUAGAAAGAUAUCAGCAGCUGUACUCCCAAAGAUUGACAAACCAAACGUCAAGAGAGUCUUAGUUGUCGGCUCUGGUGGUUUGUCAAUUGGACAAGCGGGUGAAUUCGAUUACUCUGGCUCACAAGCUAUCAAAGCUCUCAGAGAAUCCGGUAUCGAAGUUCUUCUCGUCAACCCAAAUAUCGCUACAAUUCAAACCUCACACGAACUUGCACACCAAAUUUACUUCCUCCCUGUUACUCCUGAUUACGUCGCUGCCAUUCUCGAAAAGGAGCGUCCAGACGGUAUCUUCUUGACCUUCGGUGGUCAGUCUGCCCUUAACGUCGGUGUAGCGCUCGACAAAAUGGGUUUGUUCGAAAGAUUAGGUGUAAAAGUUUUGGGUACUCCUAUUAGAACUUUGGAAGUCUCUGAAGACAGAGAUUUAUUCGUUCAAGCUUUGAAUGAAAUCGAUAUUCCAGCUGCUCAGUCAACCGCUGUUAGCACUGUUCCAGCUGCUCUCGAAGCUGCUGAGAAGAUCGGUUACCCUGUCAUUCUUCGUUCAGCUUUCUCUCUCGGUGGUCUCGGUUCUGGUUUCGCUAACAAUGAAGACGAACUCCGUGAUCUUUCAGCCAAAUCACUCAGUUUGAGUCCACAAGUUUUGAUUGAAAAGUCAUUGAAGGGUUGGAAGGAAGUCGAAUACGAAGUUGUUAGAGACGCUGCUGACAACGUCAUUAUUUGCUGUAACAUGGAAAACUUCGACCCAUUAGGUGUCCACACUGGUGACUCUAUCGUCGUCGCACCAUCACAAACACUCACAGACGCUGAAUAUCACAUGCUUCGUUCAGCAGCAGCAAAGAUCGUCCGUCACGUCGGUGUCGUCGGUGAAUGUAACGUCCAAUACGCCCUCGACCCACACAGCAAGCAAUACAUGGUUAUCGAAAUGAACGCUCGUCUUUCACGUUCAUCUGCCCUCGCUUCAAAGGCUACUGGUUACCCACUUGCUUACACAGCAGCAAAGAUUGGUCUCGGACACACCCUCCCUGAGCUUCCAAACGCUGUCACCAAGUCAACCACUGCUUGUUUCGAGCCAUCACUUGAUUACAUCGUCACCAAGAUUCCAAAGUGGGAUUUGGCAAAAUUCCAACACGUACAACGUGACACUGGUUCAUCCAUGAAAUCUGUUGGUGAAGUUAUGGCUAUUGGUCGUACAUUUGAGGAAUCUCUCCAAAAAGCCGUUCGUCAAGUUGACCCAAGCUUCCAAGGUUUCGAAGCCUACUGGCAACCAGAAGAUCUUGAUGCUCAACUCAUCCAACCAAAUGACCGUAGAUUAUUCGCUAUUGCCCACGCUAUGCUUAACAAGGGAUACACCGUUGACAAGCUCCAUGAUCUUACCAAGAUUGAUCGCUGGUACCUCUACAAGCUUGACAACAUCGUUCAACUUCACAAGCAACUCUCAUCAAUUUCCGGUUUAGACGCAGUUGACAGAGAACUUUUAUACCAAUCAAAGAGAGCCGGAUUUGCUGACACUCAAAUCGCUACACUUACAAAGUCAAGCGAAGGUGAAGUCAGAAAGAUGAGAAAGGAUUUGGGUAUCACUCCAUUCGUUAAGAGAAUUGAUACUCUUGCUGCUGAAUUCCCAGCACACACUAACUAUCUCUACACCACAUACAAUGCUCAAUCACACGAUCUUGAGUUUAACGAGAACGGUACUAUGGUUCUUGGUUCAGGUGUCUACAGAAUCGGUUCAUCUGUCGAAUUCGAUUGGUGUGCUGUCACCUGUGCACGUGCAGUCCGUGGUAUGGACAAGAAGACAAUCAUGAUCAACUACAACCCAGAAACCGUUUCAACUGAUUUCGAUGAAGCUGAUCGUCUUUACUUCGAAGAACUCGGCUGGGAACGUGUUAUGGAUAUCUACGAACUUGAGCAAGCGGAGGGUGUUAUUAUCUCCGUCGGUGGUCAACUUCCACAAAACAUUGCUCUCCGUCUUAAGCAAUCAGGUGUCAAUGUCCUCGGUACUGCACCAGAAGAUAUCGAUAUGGCUGAGGAUCGUCACAAGUUCUCCAGCGUCUUGGAUUCAAUCAAUGUUGAUCAACCAGCAUGGGUUGAAGCAGCAACUCUCGAAGAUGCCAAAGCUUUCGCUAGCAAGGUCGGCUACCCAGUACUCAUUAGACCAUCUUACGUCCUUUCUGGUGCUGCCAUGAACGUUGUCUACGAUGAAUCAACACUCGAGCACAACCUCUCUGCAGCAGCAAACGUUUCACCAGAUCACCCAGUUGUUGUCACUCAAUUCAUUGACAGCGCUCAAGAGAUUGAUGUUGAUGCCGUCGCUCACAACGGUGAAUUACUCGUUCACGCCGUUUCAGAACAUGUUGAGAAUGCAGGUGUUCACUCCGGUGAUGCAACACUCGUCCUUCCACCAUUCUCAUUGCCAGACGCUGAAAUGCCACGUUACAAGGAAAUUGCUCAGAAGGUUGCAAAGGCAUUCAGAAUUUCUGGUCCAUUCAACAUGCAAAUUAUCCGUAAAUCUGGUGAAAAUGGUGAAGAACCUCAACUCAAGGUUAUUGAAUGUAACUUGCGUGCAUCAAGAUCCUUCCCAUUCGUUAGCAAAGUACUCGGUAGAAACUUCAUUGAUAUCGCAACAGCUGCUAUUGUUGGUAAGAACGUACCAGAACCAGUUGAUUUGAUGGCUGAAAAGAGAGAUUACGUCGCAAUUAAGGUCCCACAAUUCUCAUGGACUAGAUUGGCAGGUGCUGAUCCAUUCCUUGGUGUUGAAAUGGCCUCCACUGGUGAAGUCGCCUCAUUCGGUAAGGAUAUUCACGAGGCUUACUGGGCAUCAUUGGCAUCAACUAAUGGUUUCCGUAUUCCUAAAGCUGGUAAAGGUGUUUUAGUUGGUGGUGACAUCAACAAACCAGAAUUGAAGUCAGUUUCUGAGAAACUCACUAAAUUAGGUUUCAAGAUUUACUGUUCAAACCCAUCAGUUGAAGCACACCUCAAUGAAUCAGGAUUAUCACCAACUAAGAGAAUUUUCUUCCCAACUAAGGACAAGCGUAAAUUACGUGAAGUUUUCGAUGAUCAUGAAAUUCAAUUCGUUGUCAACCUUGCUAAAUCACGUGGUAAGGAUACCGUUGAUGAGGAUUACGUCGCACGUCGUAACUGUGUUGACUUCGGUUUACCACUUUUCAACAAUGCUAGACUCGCUCAAUUGUUCGUUGAAGCACUUGAGAAGAAGAUGCCAGUUGGCGGUUUAGACGGUUACAGAGAGGGUAACAUUCCAUCAGAAGUCAAGUCUUGGAAGGAAUUCGUUCCAGAAGAACGCGAGAACUAAAAUGAUAAGAUGCUUUAAAUAUUAUAAUGUAUAGACUUGUAUAUUUUCAAAUUUCAAUAUAUUUUUCAGAUUUUAUAGGUAUGUGAAAAAAGUGAAAGUGCAAUACAUGUAUCAAUUAUUUAAUCCUUCCUGUAGUCUAUAUUCAUGUACAACAGCUUCGAGAUAUCGUCCAGCUGCAUAUCCAAGUGAUUGUUCCCAUCCAUCAAGCCUUUGAGCGACGGCUUUAGCGUUGAAUGAUGAUUUUUGAUGUCCUAAGAGAGAAGCGAUAAUUGGUGACUGACCAUCCUGUUCACCAUUUUCAAUUGAUGGUGGUUUAUUCGUCAAUAUGUGUGGUAAAGUUGGUAAAAUGGAAGGCGAAAGUGAUAUUAGAUAUCUU